AUGGCUGCUUCUUCAUCACAACAUACGACAACAAAAGAAGAUGAUUCUAUACAGCAAAGCAAUGACAGUGGAGGUCGUAACCAAGGCUUCACCAGUUGGUUGUGUGAUACUCUCUUUGGCAAACCAGAAACCACACCAUCACCAAUACCACAACCACCAGCACAACAACAACAAUCAUCAUCAUCAGUCUUGACAAGUCCUUUUCGUCCACCAACAGAAGCUGUUUCCAAUCUUCCUCCAUUAACAGAAAGUCCUCCACCAGUACCACCUCCACGUAGAAAUCAUCAUCGUCGUCAACAAAUGGCAUGUACUACUACAAGUCCUUCAUCAUCUGUUCCACCUAUCAUCCAAUCACCCAUGUCAGCUACAUCAACCGCUCCUCGUCCAAAUUCGACUUUAUUUCCUCGAUAUCAACAACAUGUCAAUCGUGUCUCUACGACAAGUACUCUUGUUGACGACACGGAUCCAAACGAUGAUAUCACGAGCACCCGUAUGCAUUAUGGAAGAGCACCUUCUCACACUGCAAGGCGGUAUGCCACCCAGCAUGUGCGCUUGACAAAAGGAAACUUUGUCAUCCAAAGAGAUGUCCCUGAUGAUUUGCAACAGCAUUUGCCACGCAAAGGUGAAGAAUUCACGAGGAUGCGAUACACGGCAGUGACAUGUGAUCCAGAUGAUUUCCCAUACAAAAACUAUACACUCCGGCAACAGCAUUAUGGGAGAGAUACGGAGCUCUUUAUUGUCAUUACAAUGUACAAUGAAGAUGAAAUUCUAUUUGCUCGCACAAUGCACGGGGUUAUGAAAAACAUUGCACAUUUAUGCAAGCAAAAGAGAUGCAAUACAUGGAAUACCGAUGGAUGGAAGAAGGUGGUCGUCGCUAUUGUCGCCGAUGGUCGCAAAGUGAUCAACAAGCGUGUACUCAACAUGCUAGCCGCUAUGGGGAUAUAUCAAUCAGGCGUAGCAAAGAGCGAGGUCGAUGAUAGGCCUGUGACAGCACAUCUCUACGAGUAUACAACACAAAUCUCAUUCGAUGAGAACAUGGUGCGUAAAGGUGCAGACAAAGGCCUUGUACCCGUCCAAAUGUUAUUUUGUCUCAAGGAAAAGAACGCCAAAAAGAUCAAUUCUCAUCGGUGGUUCUUUAAUGCAUUUGGCCCUUUACUCAAGCCCAAUGUUUGCGUUUUGCUCGAUGUUGGUACUCGACCAGGCAAUGUCAGCAUACAUCAACUAUGGAAAACGUUUGAUAUGCAUCCAAAUGUUGGUGGUGCGUGUGGUGAAAUUCGAGCCAUGUUGGGUCCCGGCUGUCAACAUCUAAUCAAUCCACUGGUGGCUGCGCAAAAUUUCGAAUACAAAAUGUCCAACAUUCUUGACAAGCCUAUGGAGAGCGUCUUUGGAUACAUUUCUGUAUUGCCUGGUGCAUUUUCAGCAUAUCGAUAUGCCGCAUUGCAAAAUGAUGUCAAUGGUCGUGGACCACUGGAAAAGUACUUUAAGGGUGAAACAUUGCAUACCGAUGGUGGAUUAUUCGAAGCCAACAUGUAUCUUGCCGAGGAUCGUAUCUUGUGUUUCGAAUUGGUGGCCAAAAAGGGCGAACGAUGGUUACUACAAUAUUGCAACAGUGCCUUUGCAGAAACGGAUGUCCCGGAUGGAUUGCCAGAGUUUAUUUCACAACGACGUCGAUGGCUGAAUGGUAGCUUUUUUGCUGGAGUAUACAGCCUAUGGCACUUUCGAUCCAUGUGGCGUAGUCGACACUCCUUUACUCGCUUGGUGCUGCUUACGAUUGAGACCUUAUACAACAUUAUCAGCUUAAUAUUUAAUUGGAUUGCAUUGGGCAACUUUUACAUCGCAUUCUACUUUAUCACCAAGAGCCUUGCAGAUGAUACGGUGGAUCCUUUUGGGAAUGGAUGGGGUAGCAGAUUAUUCGAUGCUUUUCGAUACAUUUAUUUAUUUGUCAUCGUGGUGGUGUUCAUCUGCUCCAUGGGGAACAGGCCACAAGUCACCAAGUGGCUAUUCAUUGGAUGUUUGACCGUAUUUUCACUUUUGAUGGCAUACAUGCUAUUUGCUUCGGCAUGGCUGAUUUAUAAAGGCAUUGAGCUCGCUAAAGAGGAUAUCGCAUGGACCGACGAUAGUGGCACCAACAUAGUCCUUGCUCUUGAAAAUCCUGGAUUACGAAAUAUGAUUGUCUCUGUUCUUGCUACCUAUGGAUUAUACCUCGUAUCAAGCCUGUUGUAUCGCCAACCUAUUACCAUCAUACUCAGCUUCCUGCCGUACCUGAUUCUGCUACCUGGGUUUACCAACAUCCUCAACAUUUAUGCCUUCUGUAAUACCCAUGACGUCAGUUGGGGAACCAAAGGCGACAAUAGUAUAUCCAAGGAUCUUGGCGUUGUCAAGAAAAAGAAGACAAAGGAUGGGCAAGCUGAUGACGAUUCAUUUGAGGAAGUACUGCCAGCCGAUAUGCUUGAUGCCAACACACAAUAUCAAGAAGCGUUACAAGAUUUGGAGAAGAAACAAGUGGAAAAAGAGCCACCUAAGAAGCAUGGCAAGGAGGAUUAUUAUCGAUCAUUCCGCACCUAUCUUGUGCUUGCAUGGAUUGCAUGUAAUGCUCUAUUGAUCGCACUCGUUACAUCUACACAAUACGAUACCUUAUAUAAGGGCUCGACAGGUACCGCCUACAUGGCCUUUAUCUUGUGGGCUAAUGCAGGGCUUGCCGUUUUUCGAUUUAUGGGAUCGGUCAUGUAUCUUUUGCUUCGGCUAUUCACCUCAUAA
Molecule: messenger RNA, 2757 nt
Organism: Lichtheimia ornata
Lineage: Eukaryota; Fungi; Mucoromycota; Mucoromycetes; Mucorales; Lichtheimiaceae
Exons: 7
Coding region: 1-2757 (918 amino acids)
Cellular component (GO): cell periphery; cell septum
Molecular function (GO): chitin synthase activity
Source: RefSeq, a predicted model, not a curated record